AUGGCUUGGAAAGGGCAUAUCCUGGCGCUCGCGGACGACAAAAAUGUAUUGUUCAUAACGGUCGGUAUCGCCUUCAGUCAUGUCGGAAUCGUCGAGCUCAUUUUUGCACGAUUUUUUGUUCCAUCUGAGUUGGUCCUUGCCAUGCUGAAGCCGCGAAUGCCCGAGCUGUCGUAA
Messenger RNA from Aspergillus pseudonomiae, 174 nucleotides. RefSeq lists its product as uncharacterized. NCBI's taxonomy places the organism in Eukaryota, Fungi, Ascomycota, Eurotiomycetes, Eurotiales, Aspergillaceae. Bases 1 to 174 code for a protein of 57 amino acids. The transcript has 2 exons. The record is from RefSeq and is a predicted model, not a curated record.